Messenger RNA from Oncorhynchus mykiss (rainbow trout), 558 nucleotides. NCBI's taxonomy places the organism in Eukaryota, Metazoa, Chordata, Actinopteri, Salmoniformes, Salmonidae. The record is from RefSeq and is a predicted model, not a curated record.
AGUUAUCACCUUAAAACCAUAUUGGUAUCAACCAUUGACUUUGUGGUUACCCUCUCCCUAUCUUAGUCUUCUUGGUCUGCUUCUAAGCCAUAUUAAUGCCUUGGUCCUUUACGUAUCUGGGGUGUUAAAAUGUAUCUGGAAGUAAACCAGUGUGUUAACAAACUGACUGUCUUGUCUCAUACAGUGACUGACCCUCCAUCUCUUUGUGUCUCAGGCUGUACAAACUGAGGAACAAACAGAGGAUCUCAGUGUCUGCAGCCUCUAAGCUGCUGUGUAACAUGAUGCUGAGCUACAGGGGCAUGGGCCUCUCCAUGGGCAGCAUGAUCGUUGGCUGGGACAAUAAGGGCCCUGGUUUGUACUAUGUGGAUGACAACGCCACACGUCUCUCUGGUCGCAUGUUCUCUACUGGUUGUGGUAGCAGCUAUGCGUACGGAGUAAUUGACAGCGGCUCCCGUGAGGACAUGACGGUAGAGGAGGCGUACGAGCUGGGCCGCCGCGGUAUCACCCACGCCACACACAGAGACGCCUACUCCGGAGGAGUGGUCAACCGUGAGUGAC